GACAGUUAUCUGCAAUAUUCAGUCCAGAAGCUGUUACAUAAACCUUGCAGAGGCAACACCAGAACACACCUCAAUGAAAUGAAGAAAUGUACACAAAAUUAAGAUUGGCCAGGAAUGCAAAAACGCACUGGGAGGUGCUGAAAGGUGCUGAAAUCUAUUUGCACCCCAUUCCACGUGAUUGGCACAGCUUGACAGUGAUUGACAGGAAUUCAUGGCAACUACGCAAUCAAUCUGCCAGGUCCAAUAGAAAAUCAGACAAGGACAGAGCGUCUUUUUCCCCCUCCUCAAAAAUAUCGCCGCUCUUGCGCUAUAUUCUCGCUCACUUCAGCUCUCUAUAUCGCCUUUCGAGGCUUAUACACUCGGCCAAGUGUGGCACCAUCCAUUUCUCCUCAGCAUCAUCUAACGGUUCGCCUCCUUUCUCCGCCAUUGCUUUCCUGCCUGUCUGCAUUCGGGAGGGAGUGAGACGGAGAGGCAUCAUAACGAAAGACGGAGCACCUCGAGGCGGGGGAAAAAGUGCAGCCUUCAUGUUUCAGUUGCCAAUGCUGAAUUUCAGCCCCCAGCAAGUAGCGGGGGUGUGUGAGACUCUGGAGGAAAGCGGCGACAUCGAGCGCCUCGGUCGGUUCCUGUGGUCGCUGCCUGUGGCGCCCGCUGCCUGUGAGGUACUAAACCGGAACGAGUCGGUGCUGCGAGCGCGCGCCAUCGUGGCCUUCCACACUGGCAACUUCCGCGAGCUUUACCACAUCGUGGAGAACCACAAAUUCACCAAAGACUCUCAUUCGAAAUUGCAAGCGCUGUGGCUUGAGUCGCACUACCGGGAAGCGGAAAAGCUUCGGGGCCGCCCGCUAGGGCCGGUAGACAAAUACAGGGUGCGGAAGAAGUUUCCACUCCCCAAAACUAUUUGGGACGGAGAACAAAAGACGCACUGCUUCAAAGAAAGGACCAGACAUUUGCUGCGGGAAUGGUAUCUGCAGGACCCUUAUCCCAACCCCAGCAAAAAGAGGGAGCUUGCACAAGCUACUGGACUUACUCCUACUCAAGUGGGCAACUGGUUUAAAAACCGAAGACAAAGGGACAGAGCAGCAGCCGCGAAGAACAGGUUACAACAGCAGGUGUUGACUAACGGCUCGGUUACGGCGGAGGACGGCGCAGCGGAUCGGCUCGGUAACGCGUCCAGCCCGGAAGCCGGUCUGUCAAGCCAAGCUGCUGCUUCCGCCAUCUCCAUCACGUCGAGUGACAGCGAAUGUGACAUCUAACGCCGCGGCAGGAGCCUCCCCGCGGGAGCAAGACGCAAAAAUUAACACAUUAACGAAGGAAUUGGAGACAGACAAUCAUCAAGACAAACAAGCACAUCGGUGCCUGCCUUAACGUAUUAAAGGCUUUGUUUUUGUUAUUAUUGGAUGGCUUUCAAAAGAGCCAGAGAUAAACGGAAUUCUCUAUCUUUAAAAAUGUAUUUAUCAUCUUUUCCAUAACCAAGUGUGAAAUACACGAAGAGAUCCGCGGGAAUAGAAAGAGAGAGAGAGAGAGAGAGAGAGAGAGAGAGAGAGAGAGAGAGAGAGAGAGAGAGAGAGAGAGAGAGAGAUCCUCUUGUUCGUGUUCAAAUGACAGUAAUCGAAAUCGGAUACAUGGGAGAAAUAUGAACACCACAAAACAACAACCCUUUUUGUUUGCUUUCAGAAGGACUUCAUGUUGAGUCGACAUUUUUUUAAAGAUGUUUACGUAUUAAAAUUCGUGGCUCUAAUAGAAACGUUGAUUUGCUUUCUUAUUUCAAGUCCGAUCGUUUUUGGUGUAAAUCUUUGGGCUUUUAGAGCGCGAUGAAUAGUGGACGUAUGUUUGAUUUAACUAAGGACGUUAAGUUAAUAAAAUGUUUGAUGAACAAAAACCUAUUGUC
Molecule: messenger RNA, 1888 nt
Organism: Tachysurus fulvidraco (yellow catfish)
Lineage: Eukaryota; Metazoa; Chordata; Actinopteri; Siluriformes; Bagridae
Gene: six6b
Product: SIX homeobox 6b
Exons: 2
Coding region: 87-1253 (388 amino acids)
Biological process (GO): regulation of transcription by RNA polymerase II; eye development
Cellular component (GO): nucleus; transcription regulator complex
Molecular function (GO): RNA polymerase II cis-regulatory region sequence-specific DNA binding; DNA-binding transcription factor activity, RNA polymerase II-specific
Source: RefSeq, a predicted model, not a curated record